This is a messenger RNA of Trichomycterus rosablanca, 1483 nucleotides long. It is a transcript of the gene srsf5a, whose product is annotated as serine and arginine rich splicing factor 5a. The record is from RefSeq and is a predicted model, not a curated record. Gene Ontology annotation, cellular component: cytoplasm; nucleus. The coding region runs from base 75 to 956 and encodes 293 amino acids. Gene Ontology annotation, molecular function: mRNA binding. NCBI's taxonomy places the organism in Eukaryota, Metazoa, Chordata, Actinopteri, Siluriformes, Trichomycteridae. The transcript is spliced from 8 exons.
UCUCUAAUAGUCUGUGCGCGGUCGCCAUUUUGUCAUUCUGAGAGACUACGCCUAGGUCUUUCUGAACCUUCAAAAUGAGUCGAGUGUUUAUUGGUCGUCUGAGCCCCCACGCCCGUGAGAGAGAUGUGGAGAAGUUCUUUAAAGGUUAUGGGCGCAUCCGUGAUAUUAAUCUGAAGAAUGGAUUUGGAUUUGUGGAGUUUGAUGACCAUAGAGAUGCAGAUGAUGCGGUUUAUGAGUUGAAUGGAAAGGAGCUUUGCAAUGAGAGGGUGACUAUUGAGCAUGCUCGUUCUCGACGUGGCAGAGGAGGAGGAGGAGGAGGUGGUGGUGGUGCUGGUGGAGGAGGUGGUGGUGGUGGACGUUUCUCUCCACGUUUCACAGGCUAUCGGCAAUCACGCAGCACAACAUCCAGGUAUGGACCUCCUGUGCGCACAGAGCAUAGAAUUGUGGUGCAGAAUCUGUCAUCCCGUAUCAGCUGGCAGGACCUGAAAGACUUGAUGAGGAAAGCAGGAGAUGUAACGUUUGUGGAUGCCCACAGAUCCAACAAAAACGAAGGUGUGGUGGAAUUUGCCUCACACAGCGAUAUGAAGAACGCCCUCGAAAAAUUGGACGGUACUGAGCUGAACGGCCGCAAAAUCAAACUGUACGAGGAUCGUAAGAGAAGCCACAGCAGGAGUCGCUCCCGCAGCUCCUCACGCUCCCGCUCUCGCUCCCGUUCCAAGUCGGCCAGCAGAAGCCGCAGCCGCGAGGACAAACGCGGGGAAGACAAGCGGGAGAGCAAACGGGAGAAGCGAUCCCACAGCCGCUCGCGCUCGGUCAGUCGCACACCCGAAAAGAAGCAGGCCACCAAGUCCGAGUCUCGCUCUCGCUCUAGAUCUCCUACUCCGAGGAAGCAGUCUCGCUCACGCUCUCGGUCCCGGUCCCGGUCUCGGUCACAGUCCGCCGAGAGUCAGCACUGAGUCUGUAACCAGGAGUUUGUAAGUGUAUGUAGAUUCUAACUGAAGACCUAAAGUUGUUCGUCGCUGCCGUUUAUGUAUCUUUUGAAUAAACUGAUCCUCAGAAUCAUUUUAUUUUCUUUAAUGAGCCGUUCGAGUUGAUGUAUUUUACUAACAAUGGAAGGCACACAUUGUUCUUUCAUCUGAAACACAGAGGAUCAUUAGUUAUACCAAACAUCUCAGCUGAUCUAUGUGUGAUGUGAGGAACCUUGUGUUUUUCAGUCGGAUUGAAAUGUCUGUUUUCAGAUGAAAGAGGGUGUGUGUGCUUUAGACUUUUGAUUUUGUAGCAGUGAUGUAAGUUAAUGAUAUCAGGACCAGAAUGACUUAAGUUCUUGUGGAGGUGAGGAGUUAUUGUUGACUUUUCAUUUUCUUUCUGUGCUCUAGAGGAGUCUUUAGUUUUCAUCUUUGUGGUGUCUAUUUUUUUGAAAGAAGUUCUUUGAGAACUUGCAAAUGUGGAUUUAUUACAAAAAUAAACUAUAUCUUCACGAUUA